This is a messenger RNA of Sinocyclocheilus grahami, 2864 nucleotides long. Its product is annotated as brain-specific angiogenesis inhibitor 1-associated protein 2-like. Gene Ontology annotation, molecular function: protein binding. Bases 123 to 1115 code for a protein of 330 amino acids. The transcript has 6 exons. Gene Ontology annotation, biological process: actin filament bundle assembly; positive regulation of actin filament polymerization; actin crosslink formation. NCBI's taxonomy places the organism in Eukaryota, Metazoa, Chordata, Actinopteri, Cypriniformes, Cyprinidae. Gene Ontology annotation, cellular component: cytosol; nucleoplasm. The record is from RefSeq and is a predicted model, not a curated record.
AAUUUUGUUAUCAAUACAAAAUUAGUAUCACAUUUUCCAUGCGUUCUUUCAAUCGAUAUUAAUAAAGAAGACCAAAAAAAUAAAAAAAUCUUGCUGUAGAAAAAGCAUUUCUUAUAACAUCAAUGUUGAAUUCCCAAAUAACCCCAAUUAGAUAUAGAAGUAAUUCUCAGUUAGAUGUAGACCUAAUGGUGGUUGAUUUGGGUCUGCUCUCUCAGAGGUUGUCUGUACAGGAAGUCCCGCCUCUGUUGAACGGUGACAGCAGCAGUCGUCCUCAGCAGCAGCAGUCUCACCAGAACCCCUCCAGUAAUGGACACGCCCACUCCGGCUCUUCAGCCAGCCCCGCCCACUCCCAGCCAGCAGUGGGCGUGUCCGGGUGUCAGUCUCCUCCCAUUGUUAGCCACACCCUCAGCUCCGCCCACAGCACCCCUCUGUCCCGUGUGCUGUCCAGCUGUCCUGCUGCUCCCGAUCUCUACUCCACCUCCACACUGCCUCUGCCCAGGAGACAGUCCAGCGACACUCGCCAGGGACUCAUGGGCUCGACUCUUCCCCGAGUGCUUCCGCUCUGUGCUCCGUCCCGUGUGGAGGCUCUGUUCCCUCACUCCACAGACUCCUGCGAGGCAGAGAAGCCAGGAGACCGAGGAGGAAGCUCAUGUCUGCUGUCCUUCCUCCCUGGAGACGCUCUGUCCCUGCUGAUCAGUGAACCCAGAGACGGCUGGCACUACGGCCAGAACGAGCGCACGGGACGAAAAGGCUGGUUUCCCUUCUCCUACACACAGCCUUUCCCCAACACUCCCGGACAAGAUCUCAGUCCUCCUGCCCUGUCGAAGGUGAACAGCAGCAGUAUGGGGCAGCUGGACAGGCUUCCCCCCGCGGGUCAGAUGCUGCAGGUCAGUCCCGACUCCGAGGACGAGAGGAGCGUGUUGUCCCAGCGCAUCAGCACCUUCAGACCGCGACCCUACAGCAUGAUGAACCCCGAGACCAGCAGGAUGAGGACGUCGACUGAUUUCACCUCGACGCCUCCAUCACCCAGCAGGAUCAACCCGUUCGCUCAUAUUCGCCUCAAGAAGACGGUGACCAAUGAUCGCUCCGCCCCACUGAUACAGCAGAGCCUUUGAUCGACAGCCAGAGAUGCUCCUGUGAAUGCUUCAUGCCUCCGUUUCACUGAAUAACCCAGAUUUGACACUUCUGAGAGAAUUAAGUGCAUUUAGAUCAUUUAGGAUUUAGCAGAUCAAAUGUAUAUUCUAUAUAUAUUACAUUAUCAGAAAAAUGAAAUAUUUCAAGGUCUUUAUGUAUGAGUGCACUGACCUUUAACAUUUAACUCCAUAUUAUGAACAACAGUUUCUUCAGUAUUUUAACUCCUUUACUGUAAUGUCUACAAUGAAAGUCAGUUUUGACGAAACGUAGAUGUUCUUGGUAUAUCUGAUAUUUGUGGAGACGAUUCACAAUUUAGUUUCAUGAAAUAUUUACUCACUCGUGUCAUUCCACAUGCUAUCUAUAAUUUUUGGGUGAACUGUUCCUGAGUGUACUUCCCACACAAAAUAAGAUACUUUCUCCUAGAACUUAUUUUAUGUAUUUUUAAAUAUUGAAUAAAGACAAGGUAUCCUAGAGCAUUCUGGGAGAAGCAGGUGAAGGGACUGUUGGAGUCAAAAGCAGGAGAAUGGAGUAUAGUUAUAUAUAGAAAGGCUUUGAGAGAGUUGGAAAGGAUUUUGGAAAAGCGUUGUGUUUGAGAAAGUGUGACGUGAAGAGGCUCUCGCUCUGGUCUCUGGUCUCCCUUCCGUCUGCUCUUAAGUGUUUUGUUAAACCCCAGCUCUCUAAAACUAAAGCUUGAGACCGUGCAGAGACGUGACAGAAGGUCUGGAAAGUGUAGACGUGCUGGAGGACGUGACAGAUAGAUGAGAAAUCAGCUGAAAACGUCUUUCUGACCCUUUUUCACCAUUAUUUUGGGACAGAGAAGACUUAACGAUGUAUUCGAAAUUAACCAAAAAGAAUAUGAUUCAUUUACUUUUGAGUUUGUGUGUUACUGUAAGUUCAAUUGUUUCUGAAUUGUCUUAAAAGUUGCUUAUCGUUGUGAGGUUUUACACUGAUACCAAUCUAACUAAUUAUUAAUGGUGAGACCUUUGUUCACAAAUGUUUGAAUUAUUUCUCCACUCCAGGGUCGGUUUGUUCUGAUACCUUCAUUUAUUAAUUUUUUCUAUUAUAAAGAUAUCUUAAGUUGAAUAAUGCUAAAAGGUUAAUCUCCAACCUUAAUAUAUGCAAAUAUAAUGGUAUACUGUAAUAGUGAGAAAUUUUUUUUUUCAUAAAAUAUAAUUACAUUAAUAAAAUGAACAUGAAUUUGAUAUUUGAUCAUGUUGUUGUCGUCAUCAUCGGAGAUGAUCAGGAGCAUCUUGAGCUUAUUUACAGGUGCAUCUCAAAAAAAGUCGUAACCAUCGGAAUUAAAACAAAAACUUGAAAUAUUUCAGUUUGUGUGCACUGAAUCUAGGCUAUAAGAAAGUUAGCUUUUUUUAAUUAAAUUACAAAAAAUAAAGAACUUUUCCAUAUUCAGAUUUUUUGAGAUGCACCUGUACACUUGAUUAAUGCUCAUUUCUUUGUAUUAAAUUCAUUUAAAUCUUAGACUGUUGAAAUGAAAAGCAUCUCAGACAUUUGGACGCCGCUGCAUGUUAGUCUGUAUUAGUGCGAGUUUAACUUUGAUCCCUGCUCACACUACUUUUACUAAACACCCCAGAGAACAGCGAGCACUGGCACUUAAAGCAGGACUUUACUGUACGACUCAGCCUGAUACUCUACACAUCACUCACACAUUUUGAACUCUUGAACGCUUUCACUUCAUGAUAACUGUAUAGUCUUUCAAAUGAACUUCAAUAAAC